UGUCCCGAAGGAAGCUAUUUUCGGGAUGAGCAAUGUAUUCCCUGUCCUGUUGGAUUCUACCAAGAACGGGCAGGUAGCUUGGUCUGUGUGCCAUGUCCUGUGGGCAGAACGACCAUUUCUGAUGGAGCUUUCAGCCAGACUCACUGCGUCACUGACUGUCAGAGGAAUGAGAUGGGCCUGCAGUGUGACCAGGACGGCCAGUACCGAGCCAGCCAGAGGGACGGGGGCAGUGGGAAGGCCUUCUGUGUGGACGGCGAGGGGCGGAGGCUGCUGUGGUCGGAAACCGAGGCCCCCCUCAUGGACACCCAGUGUCUGGUGAUGCAGAAAUUUGAGAAGGUUCCGGAAUCUAAAGUGCUCUUCAAUGCUGACAUUGCUGUGGUGGUCAGGUCCAAAGUUCCUGGUUCUGAAUCCCCACUGAUGCAGUGCUUGGCAGACUGUGCGUUGGACGAGGCCUGCAGCUUCCUCGCAGUGUCCACGGUGGGAUCAGAAGUCUCGUGUGAUUUCUAUGCUUGGACAAGUGACAACAUCGCCUGCAUGACUUCUGGUCAGGUGCACGAGUCGACCCUCAAAGGCCAAGAAUUCACCACAACUAGUCAGAAGAGCUUCCAAAAAACUGGUUUCCAAAACACGCUCUCCGGAAUGUACAGGCCUGUCGUGUUCUCAGCCUCAGGAGCCAAUCUGACAGAGGUCCAUCUCUUCUGUCUUCUUGAAUGUGACCGUGAUUCGUGCUGCGAUGGCUUCAUCCUUGCACAGGUCCAAGGAGGUCCCAUCAUCUGUGGGUUGCUGAGCUCCCCCGAUGUCCUGCUUUGCAAUGUUGGAGACUGGAGGGACCGCUCUGACGCCCAGACUAACACUACGUGUCCUGGUGUGACAUAUGACCAGGGGAGCCGCCGGGUGACACUGCGUCUGGGAGGCCAGGAGUUCAAGAGUCUGACACCCCCGGAAGGAGCUCAGGACACCUUUAUCAGUUUCCAGCAGGUGUAUCUCUGGAAAGAUUCUGACAUGGGGUCUCGGUCUGAGUCUAUGGGAUGUAGAAGAGACAUGGAACCAAGGCCAACCUCUCCAACAGAAACAGAUUUGACAACAGACCUUUUCUCUCCUGUGGACCUUAACCAGGUCAUUGUCAACGGAAACCAGUCCCUGCCCAGCCAGCAGCACUGGCUUUUCAAACACCUAUUUUCACCUCAGCAGGCAAACCUAUGGUGCCUUUCUCGCUGUGUCCAGGAGCCCUCUUUCUGUCGGCUGGCAGAGAUAACAGACAGUGCACCCUUGUACUUCACCUGCAUCCUCUACUCCGAGGCCCAGGUGUGUGAUGAUGUCCUGGAGUCCACUCCCAAGGGCUGCAGACUCAUCCUGCCCCACAGUCCGGGGGCCCUGUUCCGGAAGAAAGUUGUACUGAAAGAUAGAGUGAAGAACUUCUACACUCGCCUGCCAUUCCAAAAACUGACGGGGAUUUCCAUUAGAAGCAAAGUGCCCAUGUCUGACAAAUCCAUGUCUAAUGGGUUCUUCGAAUGUGAACGGCUGUGUGACCUGGACCCGUGCUGCACUGGCUUUGGCUUUCUGAAUGUUUCCCAGUUAAAAGGAGGAGAAGUGACAUGCUUAACUCUGAACAGCUUGGGACUUCAGACAUGCAGUGAGGAAAAUGGAGGAACCUGGCGUAUUUUGGACUGUGGCUCUCCUGACACUGAGGUCCGCACCUAUCCAUUUGGAUGGUACCAGAAACCUGUUGCUCAAAAUGAUGCUCCCAGUUUUUGCCCUUUGGUGGUUCUGCCCUCCCUCACAGAGAAAGUCGCUCUGGAUGCGUGGCAGUCCCUGGCCCUCUCUUCAGUAGUUGUCGAUCCGUCCAUCAGGAACUUCGAUGUUGCCCACAUCAGCACUACUGCUACCAGGAACUUCUCUGCUGCCCGAGACCUCUGCUUGUUGGAGUGUUCCCGUCACCAGGCCUGCCUUGUCACCACUCUGCAGACCCGACCUGGUGCUGUGAGGUGUGUGUUCUAUGCUGAUACCCAGAGCUGCACACACAGCCUGCAGUCCCAGAACUGCCAACUUCUGCUCCGUGAAGAGGCCACCUACAUCUACCGGAAGCCCAACCUCCCUCUGCCUGGCUUUGGGACAUCUGCACCUUCUGUGACCAUCGCCACCCACGGCCAGCUGCUGGGCAGGUCCCUGGCCAUCCAGGUGGGCACCUCGUGGAAGCAAGUGGACCAGUUCCUGGGAGUUCCCUAUGCGUCCCCGCCCUUGGCAGAGAGCCGCUUCCGAGCACCAGAGCCCUCGAACUGGAUGGGGUCCUGGGAUGCCAGCAAGCCACGGGCCAGCUGCUGGCAGCCGGGCACCAGAACGCCCACGUCUCCCGGAGUCAAUGAAGACUGCUUGUACCUCAACGUGUUUGUCCCUCAGAACGUGGCCCCUAAUGCAUCCGUGCUGGUGUUCUUCCACAACACCGUGGAGGGCAGGGGGAGUGAAGGACGGCUGGCCAUCGACGGCUCCUUCCUGGCUGCUGUUGGCAACCUCAUUGUGGUCACUGCCGGCUACCGAGUGGGCAUCUUCGGCUUCCUGAGUUCCGGGUCCAGUGAGGUGAGUGGCAACUGGGGGCUGCUGGACCAGGUGACAGCUCUGACCUGGGUGCACACCCACAUCCGAGUGUUUGGCGGGGACCCUCGGCGUGUGGCCCUGGCAGCAGACCGCAGCGGAGCUGACGUGGCCAGCAUCCACCUUCUGACGACCAGGAGUGCCAACUCCAGACUCUUCCGGAGAGCCGUGCUGAUGGGCGGCUCCGCGCUCUCCCCCGCCGCUGUCAUCAGACAGGAGAGGGCUCAGCAGCAGGCAGCUGCUUUGGCAGAGGAGGUCGGCUGCUCCACCUCGUCCAUCCAAGAAAUGGUAUCCUGCCUCCGCCAGAAGCCUGCCAACGUCCUCAAUGAUGCCCAGACCAAGCUCCUGGCCGUGAGUGGCCCUUUCCAGUACUGGGGUCCUGUGGUUGACGGGCAGUACCUCCGAGAGGCUCUAGCCAGGGCACUGCAGAGGUUUCCACGGGCGAAGAUCGAUCUGCUUAUCGGGAGUUCUCAGGAUGACGGGCUCAUCAACAGAGCAAAGGCCGUGAAGCAAUUUGAGGAAAGUCAAGGUCGGACCAGUAGCAAAACAGCCUUUUACCAGGCGCUGCAGAACUCGCUGGGCGGCGAGGAGGCAGAUGCAGGCGUCCUGGCUGCUGCCACGUGGUACUACUCCCUGGAGCACUCCGCAGACGACUACGCCUCCUUCUCCCGCGCCCUGGAGAACGCCACCCGGGACUACUUCAUCACCUGCCCCGUGAUCGACAUGGCCAGCCACUGGGCGAGGAGGGCCUGGGGAAACGUCUUCAUGUACCAUGCUCCCAAAAGCUAUGGCCACAGCAGCCUGGAAUUGCUGGCAGACGUUCAGUAUGCCUUUGGGCUUCCCUUCCACCCUGCCUACGAGGGACAGUUUACCCUGGAAGAGAAAAGCUUGUCACUGAAGAUCAUGCAGUACUUUUCCAACUUUAUCCGGUCUGGAAAUCCCAACUACUCUCAUGAGUUCUCGAGGAAAGCACCCGAAUUUGCAGCCCCCUGGCCUGACUUUGUCCCCCGUGCUGGUGGAGAGAACUACAAGGAGUUCAGUGCCCUGCUCCCCAACCAGCAGGGCCUGAAAAAGACUGACUGUUCCUUCUGGUCCAAGUACAUUCGGUCUCUGAAGAUGUCGGCAGAUGAAGCCAAGGACGAGCUGUCAGCAGGGAGUGAAGAAGAGGGCCAGCUGGCUGACUCUGGGCUGGGGGAAGACCUCCUGGGUCUCGCGGAGCCAGCCUCCAAGAGCUACAGCAAGUGACCUGCUCCUGAGACCCGCCCCCCAACCUGUCAACCCCACCCCAACUGCUGCCCUGGACAUCUUAUUCUCUAAAAUAGCCACUAACGUUCAAUAAAGCGUCUACAUGCAAUGAA
Molecule: messenger RNA, 3947 nt
Organism: Ceratotherium simum simum (southern white rhinoceros)
Lineage: Eukaryota; Metazoa; Chordata; Mammalia; Perissodactyla; Rhinocerotidae
Source: RefSeq, a predicted model, not a curated record